GCAGCAGAACUUGGUCUGUACCUCCUGUGCGGUGGUUACACGCUUGCUUGGUCGCCCGCUCCAACCAUUGGGGUGACUCACUGGUGGUGAAAUUAUGGUUGAGCGGUGGGUGAAGUCAGAGCCCCCAUCAUCUCUGAUUUUGUGUUCGGUCUUGACCAGCGUCAGCGAACGAUCCGCGAUGUGCAUGUGCGUUUGCUGUUCCCGCUGCUCUCUUCUUGUUCCUUCUUUUCCUGCGGUUCUUCCAGUUGAGUUAUUCUUGUGAUGCCUUGGCUUGCCCGCAAACACGCAGAGCAGAGCUUCAUGUUCUGCAGCUCUGAGGUCCUGAGCAUCUGGACCAGCAGGUGCCUCAACGCAACACCAUGGCAUGGUCGCAGAGCACCUGUCUCCCGAUCUGUCCUCACAGGGCCUCCACUCCCUUGCUUUAGCUUAUGUAAAAUCAGGCAAAUAUCCUGCUGGAGACAGGAAAUGAGAUACAGUCAAUAGAUCUGCUAUGUCUGUCUGUGUGUCCUGCUUGCGAUACUCCCAUCCACUCAACCGGUGGCACUCUUUGACCUGUCAGAGACACAUCGCUGUGGAAGUGAGAUCAACCUUGUCCUGCCCAGUGACAGCCAGUAAAGUGCCCUGCAGUGCUGGUUCAGAGGUCACCAGUGCUGGUGAUGCAGGCCUGACCGCAGGGGACCAUGUUGCCAGGAGUGGGUGUGUUUGGGACAGGGAGCACAGCACGGGUCCUGGUGCCACUGCUGCGCGCGGAGGGUUUUGUGGUGCAAGCACUGUGGGGCCGGACAGAUGAGGAAGCACGGCUGUUGGCACAGGAGUUCAACAUCCCUUUCCACACGAGCCACACGGACGACGUGUUGCUGCACCCCGACGUUGACCUUGUGUGCAUUAAUAUCCCGCCGCCCCUCACGCGCCAGAUUGCCGUCAAGGCCCUCGGUAUUGGUAAGAAUGUGAUGUGCGAGAAGGCUGCCACGUCAGCAGAUGCCUUCAGAAUGGUGACAGCAGCACGCUACUACCCUCAGCUCAUGAGCCUCAUGGGCAACAUGCUGCGCUUUCUGCCCGCCUUCGUGCACAUGCGCCGCCUGCUGAGCGAGGGCUACGUGGGCGAGCUACAGGUCUGUGAUGCACGCGUGUACGGGGGCAGUCUGCUGAGCGACACCUAUGGCUGGACCUGCGAUGAGCUGAUGGGUGGCGGUGGCCUGCACUCCAUGGGCUCCUACUUGGUGGACCUGCUGAGCUACCUGACAGGCCGCCGGGCAGAGCGGGUCCACGGGCUGCUGCGCACCUUCGUGGGUCAGAACGGCACUAUCCGAGGCAUCCGGCGGGUCACCAGCGACGACUUCUGCUUCUUCCAGAUGCUGAUGGACGGGGCUGAAGGGAAUGGGGGCAAGGUUAGCAGUGGCGGUGGGGUAUGUUGCACCGUCACACUCAACUUUAACAUGCCGGGCACCUUCGUGCAUGAGGUCAUGGUGGUGGGCUCAGCUGGCCGCCUGGUGGUCCGUGGCACAGACCUCUACGGCCAAAGGAACAGCGCCUCCCAGGAGGAGCUUUUGCUGUCGGAGACCUCAGGAGUGGGGCUGUGCGACAUCCCUCCCCCCUAUCUGAGGGGAAUGGCCUGUAUGGUGCAGGCACUGCGCCUCUCCUUCCAGGGCCAGGAGGACCGGCGCACCUGGGACCUGCGGCCCAUGGCUGCGGCCGCCACCUUCGAGGAUGGGCUGUACGUGCAGACUGUGGUGGACGCAAUUAAGCGGUCUAAUCGCACCGGUGAAUGGGAGCGUGUGGAGGUGAUGACAGAGGAGCCCGACACCAACCACAAUCUCUGCGAGGUGCUGCAGCGGGCAGGGCCUGGGUGUUAAGGUGGGGUUUAAGCUACUCUGCCCUUCACACGUCAGUUUCUGUCCUUGCCGAGCUACGCCUAGUGAUUUUGGUCCUCGUGGGUGUGAACACGGUACCCCUUGUUCAGGUUUCCAACAGAGCAGGUCUCCAGGUUUGUGCAUUCAGCUCCUGUCCUGGAGAGCCACAGACUGACAUGUUUUAGAAGACAUUUUAACGGACACCUGGUAGAACACAAGUGAUUAACAAAGAGCUGCACUGGGGCAAUACCCAGCAUACCCUUAGCUUUGGACACUGACUUCUUCAGUGCUGCCCUAGCAGGGUGAGGGGAGCAGGAUUCAGGGAUGCUAGCCACACCUUCCCAUUCAGAGCCCCCACUGCCUGACAGGUCAAGGGUGAGAGGUCAGAGAUCAGCCUGCUGUGUCAGAGCCACUGGAACCAAGCAACUGGAUGAGGACCCACUGGGUUGAUUCCCAGUUCAUAAUGAGAGGCAGGAAUGAGGUUCACUCCUACUAUUUCCAUGGCAGAAUCUGUGCGGUCAGUCAAAUCCAGGCUACUUUCUCAGGUUCACCACGUUGCCAGCAGCCAAACAGCAGUCUUUCAGAGUGAAGUGUGCAGUUUUCUCAUUCGCAGUCAAGGGUAACUGAAUAUGAGCACUGAACAUAUGAACGUGUGUUUAAAGGUUCCCUAGCAGUUGCGUGGAAAUUUCUGGUCCAUUUCAGUGCUGUUUUGAGUCUUUCACUUGUUUUGAUUAGUCAGUUGUGCUCAGGUGUCCCUCCCCAGGGAGCAUAGGAACCUGUUCAGUUUGUGGCAGAUGUGGGUCUGUUGUUCCACACACUGAACGUGGUCAUACCUGGUGCUUUUUUGCCUUACUGUAACCCCCCCCCCCCCGCAUGUAGGACACCCCUCACGAUGACUCCUUCCCUCAGCACAUGCUCAUUACAGUGUGUGCACUGUACCAACGCACAUCCCACCUGCGUGCUUUGAUGUGAGCGGAUGGAGUGUACUUGCAUUCCACAGGAGGCUCUCUGUUGCCUGCCUCAAAGCGGACCUGUCUGGACAUCUUUAGUUCAGCUGCCAAAAAAACUCCUUAAAUGCAAGGUCACCUAAGUGUUCAUUUGUGCCUACUUUUUUUUUCUUUCCCCCCCCCCCACACAGGGGUGUGUGUGUAAUACAGAAAUUCUAACCAUACUAAGAUCUGAAUGUGUGUGUGUGUGUAUUUCAUGCCUAC
Molecule: messenger RNA, 3061 nt
Organism: Scleropages formosus (Asian bonytongue)
Lineage: Eukaryota; Metazoa; Chordata; Actinopteri; Osteoglossiformes; Osteoglossidae
Gene: gfod2
Product: glucose-fructose oxidoreductase domain containing 2
Exons: 3
Coding region: 681-1853 (390 amino acids)
Molecular function (GO): nucleotide binding
Source: RefSeq, a predicted model, not a curated record